Procambarus clarkii (red swamp crayfish) is the source of this 1669-nucleotide messenger RNA. The record is from RefSeq and is a predicted model, not a curated record. Lineage: Eukaryota; Metazoa; Arthropoda; Malacostraca; Decapoda; Cambaridae.
AUGCUGGCGGCAGCUCUUGUGCCAAUGUUUUGUUUGGUGGUGACGUCAUCAAGCUCAUCUUCAAGACCACAAUCUGCGCUUUACUUCAAGUGGAAGUCCACCACCCUGUGUUUACCAGUGGUGUACCACCUUGUGUUUACCAGUGGUGUACCACCUUGUGUUUACCAGUGGUGUACCACCCUGUGUUUACCAGUGGUGUACCACCCUGUGUUUACCAGUGGUGUACCACCGUGUGUUUACCAGUGGUGUACCACCCUGUGUUUACCAGUGGUGUACCACCCUGUGUUUACCAGUGGUGUACCACCUUGUGUUUACCAGUGGUGUACCACCCUGUGUUUACCAGUGGUGUACCACCCUGUGUUUACCAGUGGUGUACCACCUUGUGUUUACCAGUGGUGUACCACCCUGUGUUUACCAGUGGUGUACCACCCUGUGUUUACCAGUGGUGUACCACCUUGUGUUUACCAGUGGUGUACCACCCUGUGUUUACCAGUGGUCCAUCACCCUGUGUUUACCAGUGGUCCAUCACCCUGUGUUUACCAGUGGUGUACCACCUUGUGUUUACCAGUGGUCCAUCACCCUGUGUUUACCAGUGGUCCAUCACCCUGUGUUUACCAGUGGUCCAUCACCCUGUGUUUACCAGUGGUCCAUCACCCUGUGUUUACCAGUGGUCCAUCACCCUGUGUUUACCAGUGGUCCAUCACCCUGUGUUUACCAGUGGUCCAUCACCCUGUGUUUACCAGUGGUCCAUCACCCUGUGUUUACCAGUGGUCCAUCACCCUGUGUUUACCAGUGGUCCAUCACCCUGUGUUUACCAGUGGUCCACCACCCUGUGUUUACCAGUGGUCCACCACCCUGUGUUUACCAGUGGUCCACCACCCUGUGUUUACCAGUGGUCCACCACCCUGUGUUUACCAGUGGUCCACCACCCUGUGUUUACCAGUGGUCCAUCACCCUGUGUUUACCAGUGGUCCACCACCCUGUGUUUACCAGUGGUCCACCACCCUGUGUUUACCAGUGGUGUACCAAUUUGUUGAUAACCUAGACCAGUAAAGAAAAGUGUUCACCAUUUUCCUAUCAAAUACUUGCAUAAUGAGAAUAACCCAGAUGGCUGACGCACUGGUCUAGCGGGUGUCACGCACUGGUCUAGUGUGACGCACUGGUCUAGCGGGUGUCACGCACUGGUCUAGCGGGUGUCACGCACUGGUCUAGCGGGUGUGACGCACUGGUCUAGCGGGUGUGAAUUAUCAUGUUUGGUCCUUGGAGUGCGUCAUGUCCAUAGUAUUCCCCCUAGAAACCAGUAGCUUAUUAUUCUUUGGGCAGCAACUAUCACUAAGGCGAAGACAUAUUUCCCCCCAACGCGCAGACUGAGGGGAGUGGAGGUGGGUGAGUAAGGGGCUGAGCUGUGGCUGCCAGGGGUACAGGCUAAAAUUAACUUCGUUUGCCUCUCCGUGGCCAAAUUUCCUCCGUCUCUUUCCCGGCAGUCGCGCCUCGAGAAGGCUGACAAUAGACCCAUACAUAAUGUCGCAUCCACUUAGCUUAUGUAUACAGUAACUGGAAAUAAAUGUACAGGAUGUUUGUCACGUCUGAGGCUGUCGAGAUGCCUAGUGCCAAGGGCAACUUAUCAAAACACACAUGCACGCACUCUCACUCAUUCAAUAAUAUCACA